AUGGGGUUCGAGGUUCGCCCAAACUUUAUCGCCAACGACCUCGACGACCUCGACGACCUCGACAACCUCCAGCAAUCAGCGAUGGGCGUAACAGGACUCUGGACAGUCCUAGAACCCUGCGCCCGCCCCGUCCGCCUCGACCAACUCGCAAAGAAACGCCUUGCAGUCGACGCCUCGAUCUGGGUCUACCAAUUCCUCAAAGCCGUCCGCGACAAAUCUGGGAACCAACUCCGCAACUCCCACAUCGUCGGAUUCUUCCGACGAAUCUGUAAGUUAUUAUUUUUUGGGAUCAAGCCUGUAUUCGUGUUUGAUGGAGGGGCACCGGUGUUGAAGAGACAGACGAUUGCGAAUCGGUUGAAGAGGAGGGAGGGGAGGAGGGAGGAUGCGGUCAGGACUGCGGGAAAGUUGUUGGCGUUGAGGAUGAAGCAGAAGGUGUUGGAGGAUAAGCAGAGGGAUAAGGCGACACUGAAUCCCACGAACGAAGGCGGUGAUGAGAUCCCGGAGAAUGUGGUAUACUACGGCGAACCACAAUACGCACUUCAGAAUAACCCCAAACCCGCAGCACCGACAAAGAGUGGUCCAUUGGGGAAUACACCAGCGUUAGGAAACCUCCAACGCGACUUCCGCAAAAAAGACGCCUACGACCUCCCCCGCCUCGACGUCCCCCUCGAAGACCUCGCCUCCCAAGCCGACCCCCGCAUCAUGACACAAGAAGAUCUCGAAGAAUACGCCCGCCAAUUCGAAGGCGGCGAAGACAUCACCCUUUACGACUUCUCCAAAAUCGACUUUGACGGCGAGUUCUUUACAUCUCUCCCUGUGGCGGAUCAGUACAAUAUCAUCAAUGCUGCGCGAUUGAGGAGUAGGUUGAGGAUGGGGUUGGCGAAGGAGCAGUUGAGUGAGAUGUUUCCUAAUCGGCUGGAGUUUUCGAAGUUUCAGAUUGAGAGAGUGAAGGAGAGGAACGACUUAACGCAGCGCUUAUUCAACAUCAACGGAAUGAACGAAGUCGGCGCACGCCGAAUCGCGUCCGAGAGAGGGCGUGAAUACAUGCUUGUCAAGAACGAAGGCGCGGAAGGUGGGUAUGCACUCGGCGUACGAGACGGAGCAGCGGAUAAACCGGUUGUGGUUGAUCCUUCGUCGCCGGUUAUUCCUCCGGUGAGUGAAGAAACGGAUAGUGAGGAUGAUGGGGCGUUUGAGGAUGUUCCGAUUCCGGGGGUGAACGUGCCGCCGCCGUUGAGGGCGCCUAGUCCGCCGAGACGGGAGCGGCCCCAAUUCAGACCGACGAGGCCGAGAAGGACGGAGCAGCCUACGCAGCGAGGUAAUGCUUUAUUCAGGGCAGUCAGUGAUGAAGGCAACGAGGAGGAAGAGUACGGGAAUGAUGAUGACGAUGUUGAGAUGGCAAUGGCUAUGUCGAUGGACGAAGCCAGAGGAGAUGCGAGGGAAGACGAUGAACUACAACGGGCUAUCAAUGCGUCUCUUCAGGAGCAGAACGUCCCCGUGGCAAGGCCUAUGCAAGAGGCCGUCAUGCUUGAAGAUGAUUCUGACUAUGAGGAUGAACAAAGGGCUAUUGCGAUGUCUCUGGAGAAUACCAACGAUGUCGGGCCAAGCCGCCCAGCAGCUGAGGAAAGAAGCCCAGCUUUGGUCAUGGAAAACGACUCAGGCGAUGAAAUGGAGGGGGAGCAAGCACCUGGUGGUUUCUUGACGGAGGCCGAGCAGCCGAAACAGAAAGAGCCGGAGUUGCCACCGUGGUUUUCAGCUGCUGAGCAAGUAGCUAACAAGGUGAAGGCGGAGGAAACUUCAGAGGCGGUUGCCGAAGAACCAAAGGAGCAACAAGAGAAGAACGAGGCGGCGCUUUUGCCGUUUCAGCAGAUGCAGUCGUUUUUGAAGAAGAAAGCUCCAGCUGGAUCAGCUCGCGCUUCGAACGCCAAGCUGUUGUUUGACGAACCGGCGCCAGAAGCUAGCGAUACAAAUGGUAGCGGUUUCGACCCGUCAUUGUUGAAGCGGAAGCAGGCAGGGCCCUCAAUCGUCUUUGAUGAGCCUGAGGCAGUUAAAGCGGGAGAACCUGAGGUCGUCGAUUUGAGUUCUCCUCCUCCUGAGGUGACGGUACCAGACAACGAGCCUUUGCACGAGUUUCCUGGGGACGCCAUUCGAGCGGAUGACGAGGACAGUGCGGCUACUCCUACGCCUCGGCAGAAGACCCCACCGCAGGUGAUCGCGUUGGAUGCAGAGGACGAUGAUGAUGAGGAUGACGAUGUGACAUUGCAGCCUGAAGCUAUUGCUGAAGCUGCGAAGGUUUUGCAAGAAAGUCCGCCGCCUCCAAUGGCUGAUACGGACCUGUUUGCGGAGUACGUGCGUGCUCAACCGCCCCCACCUGAGAAGCAGCUGUCACCGUUACCUGAUGCCAACGAGGAUGAACAUGCAUCGAUGUCGGAGCAAGUGCCCGAGGCGGAUACUACCAUUCCUUGGUCCCCGUCCCCUGAGCUUUCACAGAUGGAAGAGACUGGACAAGAAGCAUUAGCGGCAGACACCAGCGCUGAGCUCGUCGGUGAAGACCAGUUCUUCUCGGACGAUGAGGACGAACAACUCAUGAUGCAACUUGCCCAAGAAGCCGAAGAACACGCUCGUUUCACGAAUGAACUUCGUGGCCCGGCCUCUGAGCCGCAAACAAACGAAGACUUCGAGCGUGAACUGCGUCAGUUGCGUAAUCAGCAGAAGAAAGAUCGACGUGAUGCAGAUGAGGUAACGCAGGUGAUGAUCAAAGAAUGUCAGGAGCUCCUCCGGCAUUUCGGGCUUCCUUAUGUCACUGCUCCUAUGGAAGCCGAAGCGCAGUGCGCUGCAUUGGUUGAGAUGGGAUUGGUUGAUGGAGUUGUCACGGAUGACUCUGACGUGUUGCUUUUUGGUGGUACGCGUAUCUACAAAAACAUGUUCAACCAGGCUAAGUAUGUUGAGUGUUACUUGAUGGAUGACCUGAAGCGUGAGUAUAACCUAGACCGUGAGAAGCUGAUCAAAGUCGCGCACUUGCUGGGUAGUGACUAUACUGAAGGACUGCCCACUGUCGGUCCCGUGACUGCUCUUGAGUUGCUUGCAGAUUUCGAGAAAGAUGGUGGUUUGGAGGGCUUCAAGAGCUGGUGGCUGGACGUCCAACGCGGGAAGGAUGUGGAUUCAACUACCCCAUUCCGACGGAAGUUAAAGAAGAACGCUCACAAGAUCUUCCUUCCAACAUCCUUCCCUGACCCCAGGAUUGAUGAGGCAUACUUGCAACCCGAGGUCGACAAGGAUCCGCAGCCAUUCGAGUGGGGUGUGCCAGACUUGGACGCCUUGCGUAGCUUCCUCAUGAGCACGAUUGGCUGGUCCCAGGAACGUACGGAUGAAGUCCUGGUACCGGUUAUUCGUGACAUGAACCGUAAGCAGGCGGAAGGAACGCAAGUAAACCUUACGCACUUCUUUGAUGGGUCGACAGGUGCUGGUGCAGCGCCUAAGGAGAGGUACAUCUUCAAGAGUAAGCGCUUGCAAAAUGCAAUGACUAGUUUCCGGAGAGGCAAAACACCUGCUGGCGAGGCGGAUGGAGGCUCUAGUACCUCAUCGGAGGAAGAGGCCAACGCUUCGAACCGACAUCCGAAGGCACCUUCGAAGAAUGGCAAGGGUAAGAGAAAGCGUGCAGAGCCUGGAGAAAGUGAGGUCCCAAUCAAAACCGAGGCCGAUGAUGAGCUGCCUGUUGCACAGCCAGUGACCAAGAAGAGGGCACCCGUGAAAAUUGAUAUCGAGAGUUCAUCCGACGAUGACAACGCAUCAUGCGGUAUGAGUUUGGCUGCUUCGAGAGGUUCAGGAAGAGCUAAGGCCACUCCCAGAGGGAGGAGCAAAGGCAGAGGCAAAGCAAGGGCGAGGUAA
Molecule: messenger RNA, 3885 nt
Organism: Saitoella complicata NRRL Y-17804
Lineage: Eukaryota; Fungi; Ascomycota; Saitoellomycetes; Saitoellales; Saitoellaceae
Product: PIN domain-like protein
Exons: 1
Coding region: 1-3885 (1294 amino acids)
Biological process (GO): nucleotide-excision repair
Cellular component (GO): nucleus
Molecular function (GO): DNA endonuclease activity; single-stranded DNA binding
Source: RefSeq, a predicted model, not a curated record